Arabis nemorensis is the source of this 483-nucleotide messenger RNA. The record is from the annotation of a GenBank genome assembly. Lineage: Eukaryota; Viridiplantae; Streptophyta; Magnoliopsida; Brassicales; Brassicaceae.
AUGGCUAGAUCUUUCUCUCCGUCACUUUCUCUCUCUAAGUGCCGAUUCGCCGCAGCUUCUCUCCUCCCUUCGUCUCAAACCAUCUUCUUCCGAUCUCAAUCCUCGAAUCGCCGGUCUAACUCCAUCGGUGAACUUUACGAGAUCGAUACCGGAGCUUUGCAAUCGCAAUCGCAAUCUGAUCCUCUUAUUCAGAAGCUAGAAGAUGCUGUACACCGGAUUAUGGUACGCCGAUCCGCACCUGAUUGGCUCCCUUUUGUUCCCGGUGGUUCGUAUUGGGUCCCACCACCUAGAUCACAGACUCAUGGAAUCGCUAAGCUUGUUGAGAAGCUAGCGAAUCCGAUUUCUGAUGAAGAAUCUAUCUCAAUCUCAUCGGCUCGUGGAUGGCCUUCCUCUGAUUACUUCAUCAAAGGUGUACAGCCUCAAUCAAUGGAGACGGAGAUGGCUUCAAAUACCGCAUCUCACGAUGAGGACGAGGAAGGGUAA